Molecule: messenger RNA, 603 nt
Organism: Phycomyces blakesleeanus NRRL 1555(-)
Lineage: Eukaryota; Fungi; Mucoromycota; Mucoromycetes; Mucorales; Phycomycetaceae
Exons: 2
Coding region: 1-603 (200 amino acids)
Source: RefSeq, a predicted model, not a curated record
AUGAAAGCUAUCCCACUUGACGCACUCCUGCUGAGAGAGAUGACAAACUCUCUUGCCAUCUUGCGUCGUGACAUGACCACUGUCAUGAAAGACGUUGCUGAUAUCAAAGCAAAAACUUCGAACACUUCUGUAUCUGCUGUUUUGCAGAGUCAGCCGAUGGCUUUAGUGCAUGCUGUUGCUCCUGUGAGCAUGGAAAUGAAUGUAGCUGGUUCUCCCACUAUGGCUUCUGAUGCAAAAUCAGUCAACAAAACAAAAGCCUAUAACACGGCUGUCAACUUCAACCAGUCGCCAAACACUGAGUUGACAGAAAACCUUGUUGCCUACUUGGAAAGAAAUUUUGUAGGAGCAGGACUGAGAAAAAGUGAUGUUCGUGACUUUGUCUACACGAACUUCACUAGCAGAAAACGUGCAGCUAAUAAGUCUCAGGCUAAAAAGAAGUCAGACAAUGCUCACAACAGACAUUGCAAAAGGAGGGUGGAUUCUGUCGAAUUUUAUUUUUUGAAUUUUGGCAAAAUUUGGAAAAAUAUUUCAAACACCAUCGUUUUUCAAUAUAUUUUUUUCUUGAGAUGUGAAUUCGCAAUUUUUUCUGAUUAUAUUAAAUAA